Brenthis ino (lesser marbled fritillary) is the source of this 1260-nucleotide messenger RNA. NCBI's taxonomy places the organism in Eukaryota, Metazoa, Arthropoda, Insecta, Lepidoptera, Nymphalidae. The record is from the annotation of a GenBank genome assembly.
AUGCAUAACUUGGACUCAGAUAGUGAAGAUGAACUGCCUCCAGGGUGGGAAGAAAAAUCAACAGAAGAUGGAAAUGUUUAUUUCAUAAACACAUGUAAUAACAAAAUACAAUGGACUCAUCCGCGUACAGGACAUAAAAAGGUUAUUCCAAAAGACCUACCCUUUGGUUGGAGUAAAACAUUAGAUGACAAUGGUAAACCCAUAUAUAUUCACCAAGAAACUGGAAAUAAGACCCAAAUAGACCCAAGGCUAGCAUUUGCUAAAGAAGAAAAAAAACAUGUCCAUGACUUUAGACAAAGAUUUGAUAGUUCUUCUACUGCUUUUCAAGUUCUACAUGGAAUAGAUUUGUCUGGAAAAUAUGCCCUGAUUACUGGAUGUAAUGCUGGUAUUGGUUAUGAGACUGCUAAAUCCUUAGCCAGGCAUGGCUGUAACAUACUUAUGGCUAAUCGUAACAUGGAAGCCACACAGCAGGCCAUUGAGCUGAUAAUUAAGGAAGUUAAUGUAUCAGAUGAUAAUUUAAAGGCUAUACAAUUGGAUUUAAGCUCACUAAAAAGUGUAAGGAAGUGUGCUAUGGCUGUGAAAACUGUGUUUUCAGAUCAUCUUGAUAUGUUAAUAUUGAAUGCUGGAGUAUUUGGACUACCAUAUGAAGAAACUGAAGACAAACUUGACAGAACAUUCCAAGUGAACCAUUUAUCACAUAUGUAUUUUGCAAUGUUAUUAGAACCACUGCUAAGAAAAGGCUCAAGAGUUGUGUUUGUGUCGUCAGAAUCCCACAGAAUGGCAAGUUUAAAAAAUGUUUUUGUAAAACAAAAUCUGGCUCACCCGAAGGAACAGUACAGUUCAAUGACAGCGUAUGGUAAUUCCAAACUGUAUAAUGUUAUCACUGCAAAGAUUUUAAGUGAAGAAUGGAAAGACAAAGGUAUAGCAGUGAAUUCCCUUCAUCCUGGCAACAUGGUGUAUACAAAUCUGCCAAAAACAUGGUGGUUGUACCAGUUGCUAUUUACAUUAGUGCGUCCAUUUACUAAAUCUCUGCAACAAGCAGCAGCUACAACAGUCUACGUAGCAACCGCUUCUGAAUUGGAAGGAGUUACAGGACUUUACUUUAACAACUGCUUUUAUUGCGAGGAGUCCAGAUUGGCUCAGGAUAAAGAUAUUAUCAAUGAAGUGUUUGCGAUAUCCCUCGAUAUGAUAGAAGAAAGAAUGGGAUCUGAUAAUAUUGAAAAAUAUAUUUUAAAAUAUUGUACAAAGAAGAAUAAAGAU